Linum trigynum is the source of this 1985-nucleotide messenger RNA. NCBI's taxonomy places the organism in Eukaryota, Viridiplantae, Streptophyta, Magnoliopsida, Malpighiales, Linaceae. The record is from the annotation of a GenBank genome assembly.
CACUUAUUAGUUAUUGCCCUCCGCGUAGAUUGACGGAGAGGACUCCCAAUCUCCUCACCUCCCAUCUGCCUGCCUAGGAAGUUCGCCCAUCUGCAUAGUUUUCCUGAAGGUUGCAUGAGCAUCCAUGUCAAAAUAACGAUGGUGAUUAAACUAUAAUGCAAAGUAACUGUAGCUUAGAUCAAAGGCAUGAAUACAACAGAGGAGUCCAGUCAAGGUUGAAAUAUGAGCAUCCAUGUGCACCAUUUCAGCCCUUGAGCCUCCUGUUCAGAGAACAAAGCAGUGAACUUGGGUUCAAAUUACUCAACAUGCUCCGUCUAUGGCGUCUCAGGAGAGUCAGCUCCCUGUUUGCAAGGCUUGAGAAAGACAUCAGAUUCAACUACUUCUGGACUCGUUGCACGAAGCUUGUUUCUGUAACAUUAUUUGCGGUGCACUGUGCUGGAUGUUUCAACUAUCUCAUUGCAGACAGAUACCCUGACCCCACAAGAACCUGGAUUGGUGCAGUAAACCCUAAUUUCAAAGAAGACUCUCUGUGGAACAGAUAUGUCACUUCAAUGUAUUGGUCUAUCACUACAAUAACUACAACAGGAUAUGGAGACUUGCACGCAGAGAAUCCAAGAGAGAUGCUUUUUGAUAUAUUCUACAUGUUAUUCAACUUGGGGCUGACAUCUUACCUAAUCGGGAACAUGACAAACCUAGUCGUGCAUUGGACCAGCCGGACACGAAAUUUCAGGGAUAUGGUCAGAGCUGCUUCAGAAUUUGCCACUAGGAAUCAGCUGCCACCCCGCAUACAGGACCAAAUGCUUUCACACAUAUCUUUGAAAUUCAAAACAGAAGGAUUGAAGCAACAAGAAACUGUGAAUGGCCUUCCGAAGGCUAUUCGUUCAAGCAUUGCACAUUAUCUCUUCUAUCCCAUUGUUGAAAACACCUAUCUGUUCCAAGGGGUGUCACAUGACUUCCUUUUCCAGCUGGUCUCAGAAAUGGAAGCUGAAUAUAUUUCACCAAGGGCAGAUGUCAUACUGCAGAACGAAUCUACAUCAGACCUAUAUGUAUUGGUGUCAGGAACAGUGAAUUUCUUAUCCUCGGUUGAUGGACAUGAUCGAGUUGUUGGCAAAGCUACUGCAGUAGACCUGUUUGGGCAGAUGGGAGUUUUAUAUAACAAGCCUCAACCUUUCACCGUUAGGACUACCGAGCUUUCUCAAAUAUUGCGGCUCAGCAGAACUUCUCUAAUGAACACCAUACAGACAAAUGGGGAAGACGGGCAUCAAAUAAUGCAUAAUCUUUUCAUGAAACUGCAAGGGCAAGAGAGCAUACCCUCUGAAUCCGACGGAGAAAUGAUCCCUGAAUGUUGUGCAAUAACAGGAAGUCAAGGCUACCAUUAUAGUAGAGGUUAUGCAGAUGUUGUGAAUGGCCAAACAACUCUGCAUGCUGCAGUAUCCAAGGGGCAUGUAGAAAUGGUAAAGAUUCUGCUUGAAGGAGGGGCAUACACAAACAAGCCAGAUGAUAGAGGGUGGACACCCAAGGCAAUUGCAACAGAAAGAGGACACAAAGGCAUAUACGACCUCUUAGUAAGCUACGAAAACAAAAUGGCAUUAAACACCCCGGUGACAGAUUUCAUUGAGCAGGAAACUGUAGUUGGCACCAAAGGUUGUCAGGGAAAGAAAUUAGAGAACAGUUGGCACCAUCCUACAUGGCUCAACUCAGCAAAGGCAACUACAAAAGCCACUUCUUCAAGUUAUUUUGAUGACAUGAAAGCAAAAAGCGUAAACAAGAAUAGAGUGGCCAUCCAUAUGAAAUAUCAAGAUGAAAGAACAUCAAGCCUAUGGGGGAAAUUGAUCAUCCUACCUGAUUCAAUGGAAGAGCUGCUCAGGAUUGCUGGUAAGAUCUCUUUAGUCUCGGCAGAGAGUUUGAGCUUAAACCUGGAUAUUGUCUGCAAACAUCAUGAACUAGUUGAGUUUGAUAUGUAGAAACAAAAUAAUGAACAUAUA